Talpa occidentalis (Iberian mole) is the source of this 6985-nucleotide messenger RNA. It is a transcript of the gene TMPPE, whose product is annotated as transmembrane protein with metallophosphoesterase domain. NCBI's taxonomy places the organism in Eukaryota, Metazoa, Chordata, Mammalia, Eulipotyphla, Talpidae. The coding region runs from base 631 to 1974 and encodes 447 amino acids. The record is from RefSeq and is a predicted model, not a curated record. Gene Ontology annotation, molecular function: hydrolase activity. The transcript is spliced from 2 exons.
GAGCUAUGGGGCCGAGCAGGUCUGGCGCGAGAGGAAGCUCAGACUCGGGUGCCCCCACCCCGGGAAGGCCGGCAGCUGAGUCGCCCAAGUUGGGGGGCGGGAAAGGAGUAGUAGAAAAGAGCACCUGUUCCUCUGCACGGUCAGCAAACCAUUUUGGUGCCUCCAGAGUUUAUGUUGCGCAGCCAGGGCCUUGUUUUUAAGUAGGAAGUGGUGAAGUUUGGGUCCUUCACUUGUAAAUUGUACCCUUUGAUAAAAGGCCUUCAAUCAGUCAACUAAAAGAGAGCAAAGUCUAGGUGGAGAUUCUUAAGCAUUUGGAAAACAGCUGCUGAAAAAUAGUUGCAUUUGGGGGUUUUCCUGGGAAAAGAUCACUGCAAAUUGAGCUUUUGUUAUCCCCUGGCUACUGGUCUGUGGUAUCCCUGCCCCAGUUUUUUUGUCUUGAGAGGUCUGGAGGAGAGCUACUAGCCAGCUGUGAGAGCCCCUGGCCAGUGGAACUAAUCCACUCUAGGGAGACAGUGGCAGAGAAAGGCGGAGCUGACCUGGAAACCUCUCCUUGGCCACUGUUCUAAGGAACUCACCUUCCAGAGCCUGCUUGCCCAGAACUAGCAGGGGACCCUCUUAGGCACAGAGAGAAUGGUGAUCUUCAGACAGCUGUCGCUAGGCGGGAAGGCCGCCCUGGCUGCUGGCACUGUCUUCGUGUCCAUGAUUAUCUCCCGCUCCUAUCUGGCGGGGAGCAUUGAACUCAGGGCCUGGCGUUGGCUGUUCCGCCUGCAGUUGUCCCUAUUUGCCAACUCAGUCAUGCUCAUUGGUUCUCUCUACAUCUGGCGUAGUGCAGUCAGCAACCUCAGCCACUCCUCAGCUGCAGAGUCGGCCUGUUUUCGGCUUUGGAAGAUGGCAGUUGUGGCAUUUCUGGUCCUGGCCCAUUCCAGUUUCUUCACCAUGCUCUUUUUAGUGGCUGAGGAGCCCCAUAUCUUCUCCUUGGCCGCCUACUCCUGCCUGGGGGCAUACGUCAUCAUGCUGUUCUUCCUCUGCACGCUCAGCGGCAUGGAGCAGGCCUACCAGCUCUUGGCCUGGCGCAGUGGAAAGGUCGUGGGCAGCCUUGAUAAGACGAGGAAGCUGACACUGAGGCCGGCCCUGGCCGUGUUGGUGACCGCCGUGCUCAGUGUGGUCGGGCUUCUGAACGCUGCCCAGCCUCCCGCUGUGAAAACCGUAGAGGUGCCCAUCCACCAGCUGCCCCCCUCUAUGGACAACCUCAAGAUCGUGCUGCUCUCAGACAUUCACUUGGGCCCGACCGUGGGCAGGACCAAGAUGGAGAUGUUCGUGAGAAUGGUGAAUAUGCUACACCCGGAUGUCACCGUGAUCGUGGGGGACCUCUGCGAUUCCGAAGCCUCCCUCCUCCGCACGGCUGUUGCUCCUCUGAGCCAGCUUCACUCACGCCUGGGCACCUACUUCGUCACGGGCAAUCAUGAGUACUAUACGUCCGACGUCAGCAACUGGUUCACGCUGCUGGAGUCCCUGAAUGUCAGGCCCCUUCACAAUGAGAACGUGAAGAUUUCUGCCACGCGGGCCCAGCCUGGUGGGAGUGAGGGUGAUGAGUGGAUCUGCUUGGCUGGCGUAGACGAUAUCGAGGCAGACAUCCUGCACUACUCUGGCCACGGCAUGGAUCUCGUGAAGGCCCUGGAGGGCUGCAGCCCAGACCACACCACCAUCUUGCUAGCUCACCAGCCACUGGCUGCCAAGAGAGCCCUUCAGGCUCGGCCAGAUAUUAACCUGAUCCUUUCGGGGCACACGCAUGCUGGGCAAAUCUUCCCCUUGAACGUGGCCGCCUAUCUCCUAAACCCCUUCUUUGCUGGUCUCUACCAAGUGGCCCAGACUACAUUUGUGUACGUCAGCCCAGGCACGGCCUACUACGGGAUACCCAUGAGGCUGGGCAGCAGGGCGGAGAUCACGGAGCUCAUCCUGCAGCAGGCUCCCUGAACCCGUCUGGGCCCGGACACCUCUUCAUUGCCCACACGCUUCAAUCUCCAUCCCCCAUCAGAACAAGUUGCCUGCUUCAUUCACCCUUUCCAGUUUCUCCUGCACAACCCCUCCAGCAACAUGCUUGGUCCCAAGCCUGGCUUGAACACUGAUUAGUGAUGGGGCUGCCUGGCAGCUUCCACCAGUUUACUCUGUAGUGGCCAGUUACAGCCCACAGAAGUCACACGAGAAUAGCAUCUGUUUCCCAGACAAUGUGGACUAAAUCCUAAUCUGCAGGCCUGAUAGGGGUGAACCAAAGGAUGGGGUUGCUUGACGGGGAUACCUCUAGAAAACAGUAGGGAAGAAACUCGCAAUGUUCUUAAACGGUCUUCGGGACCCGGGCAGUUUCCAGAAUCAUGGACCCAGAGCUUUUUGGGGAAGGGAGGGGGAGAUUUUGGGGGAAGGAUAAUUGGGAGAACAGGCAAAACAAGGCCCCUCUGGUGGCUGGAAAAUAUUUUCUCUACCCCCUGGGUUCUGUCAGUCACCUUUAUUGGCUGAUACCUGGCUCAUCCAGGUCCAGACCUUGAUGAUGCUAUUUAGUUGCCUGUGCUCCUGGGCCUUUGGGGUUGGGUUUGGGGUGAAAGAAACACGAGCCCUGUGGUAGGGGUAAGAGUACAGCCACCUAGGAAGCCCUAAGGUAUUUGACCACCCUCCCUCCACCACUACUCUGUCUCAUUUUCAACAUAUUCAUGAGGUAAUCAGGGACAAUCUACUUUUCCCUAUUUCAGGAUGAGGAAACUGAGGCAGAGAUGAGGCCACUGACAACAUGAUGAGAGAUGCAGGAGAUUCCAGGCUAGAAGCUGUCUUCUCCUUGCCAAUUAAAGUGGUCUUUCCAGAUUGCAGGAUUCAAACACAGUUAACCAUGUAAAUCAGGGAACCAGCUUAGACACUGAAGCCCUUUAAAGGUGAUUUGCUUGAGUCUGAUUGUAAUUCAUCCAUAACUCCUAGGGCCGUGGCCUGGAAGGGAGGCUGCUAGUUUCAGCAAGGAGGUCUUUCCAUUUGGAGAAGAGCCAGGAAACUGAAGCCCCCAGGAUUGGGUCUGACUGUUGAGAAAUGGAGGCUCAUGCUCUACCGGUGGGGAAGUUGAGGCCGGCGCGGGGAGUGGCAGGGCCUCCCAGGCGUCUCUCCCACUGGCUCCUGGCUGUGGAAUGCUGGGUCUUCCUUCCUGCUCAGUGACUUCCCUCCUAGCAGCCUGCCCCCAUCACAGUGCUCUGGCCACAGAACCAUCGGGCCUUCCCUGCUGGCCACUGGAAACAGGCCAGGGUUACCGUAUCUGGAGAGACUCUGCUGUUGGCCGAGCCCUUCUGCCAGAGGCAAGAGCCUCUUUGCUGCUGGGGCAGCAGUAACCACUCAUCUUAGAAAAGGCUUCCCUGAGAAAGCUGAGGGUUUGGACUCAGCAUUGUCUUUUGUGGUUGAGAGUCUUUCUCAGACAGGGAACAAAAACACCACUGAGGCUGGAGAGGCUCACCCUCCUCUCUCACUGGUCGGGUGGCAUGGGCAGUGUUGACUGAGCUUCAGCUUCACUCACCUUAUAAUGGGGAUAAUUAUUGCAUCUACCUCAAGGUUGUUUCAUGGACAGGGUGUUGAGACGUGCGUGAGGUACACAUGGCAUAGUCACGCCGAGGCAGCCAGUGUUGGUGAUGCUUGAACAUCAUGCUCAGCUUGCUAAGGAGCCACAGAUACCCAGGAUUACAGAGCAGCUUACCCUGGGGAAUGUGAGUGGGUGGCCGGCUACCUGUGCGGGACUCAGGGGCUUGUCAGAGCGGCAACUGCUGGGGCUUGGCUUUGCCCUGCCUGUCUUGCCAUCUCCCUGUGCACUCUCUGCCUGGCCAGCAGGCGCUCCUUCAUUUUCCUCCUGGUCCCCUGGUGUCUAAGGGAAUCCCGGGGCAUCUCAAGAUCACCUUACUUGUUUCCAGGCAGCCAAGGUAUUGACCGAGGACCUUUGCUUGGAGAUUUUUGUGUCUUUGGAGAUUUCAGUGGCUUUCUUCUUCCACCGCCCCCACCCCGCCUUGUGUGUGAUCAUCCUUCUAGCCAGGAACAAGUUUGGAUGAAAACUAAUUCAGAACUGAGGAAGGGAUCCUGGAGAUCCUUUCUUUUAACACAUCUUGCAGAUGGCAGGGUUAGAGGGGAGAUGAUGUGCCAAGUUCAAGGUGGUGGCCCAGCUCCCAGGUUCCCUGACUCCCUUCUCCAUGGCACCCCCCAGACCCCCACCCCUCCCCGCCUCAGGAAGGCUCACACGUUCAUGCAAGCUGACCCCAUUUUUUUGGAUCAUUCCUCUCGUCUUUUCGGUUCUCUUUUGUUUGGAUACACCAGACUGGGCCAAGAGUUGCUGCCGUUUGUCUUCCAACCAUUGCUGUAGCUGGUGGUAUUUGAUUUGCCUGCUAUACCAUUUAUUUCCUUGGUUUCUUGAUUCUGGAGCUUUUCCAUCAGUGCCCUGAACUUGAUGCAAUUAGCUUUCAUCAAGUUCUAGUUUUGGGGGUUUUUUGUUUGUUUUUUUUUUUUUUUUGGCUUGGCUUCUGUCUUUUUCUUUCGAUUGUGAUCAUUGUGUGGUCUUGUGAGCCUUCCUCUUUGCUCUGAAGUCCUUGCUUGACUGGUGGGGUGGAAGGUUUCUGCUGGAAAACCUUCCCAGCAGAAACCUUCCACCCCACUGUGAAAGGUCCUACACUGUGACUGUACAGGUAGGACCCUGGGGUGAUCUUUGCACCUCCCUUCUCUGUUCUUCACCCACUUACCUUCUUUGUUUCAUUUGCUAAUGGCUGGGAGGGAGAAGUGAUGAGAAACAUUACUUGAAGCUUGAAAAUUCUUUCAGUUUCACUUUAGCUUUUUUUUAAUCUGUUAAACAAGUUAAACUGAGAUGUACUAUUUUUUUAAAUGACCAAUAGCAUGUGGACAAUGGUAGUUAUAAAAAAUCUUAAUAUAUUAAUUCUGCUGCCAUCCAUUCCAGACAUCCAUUCAUUCUUUUUUUCUUACUUUGUGUUAGAAUUUUUAGUGAUAAAAAAUUUUAAAUAUGCAUACAACGCAGAGAGAACAGCAAAUUGAACUCCCUAUGUACUCAUCACCCACAUUCAACGAUUAUGACUGUUCUAUUCUUUCUCACCUUCCUUGCCCCGUGGUUUUUCUUUUUCUUUUUGGUGAGAGUGUAUGAAGGAAAAUCUUAGAAACCAUAAUUUCACACCAACAUACUUUAUUUGGAGCCCCCUUUUAAAAAUCAUAUCCCUGUUGCUAUGAUUAUACCCAAUGAGAUGAACAGCAAUUCUUUGCUAUCUAAUACCUAGUUAGGAGAUCUGGUUAGAUUUCUAGAAGCCAGGUCUUCUCUCUCAGUAAAGUGUUCUUUGCACUGACUGAGACUUAAGUAACUGUAUCUGUUACAUCUGAGCACAAGAUUCAAAUGCAGUUACCUGUGUAAAGAGUAUUUAGUUUUUUCUUAUCUCAGUUGUCCUUUUUUUGUAGUUAAAAAAACAGCACCCAUUUAUUCACAGUUUUUAAGCUUAUCAUUCCUCACUGUCAAGUAUAUUCCCGUUGUUGUGAAACAGAUCUCCAAAGCUUUUUUACCUUGCGAAUUUGAAGCUAUAUUCACUAAACAAUAACUCUUCCUCUCUUGAAUCCCUGGUUUGUUUUUAUGCAUUUGACUACACUAGGGACCUGGUGUUAAGACAUCAUUUGUCUUCUUGUGACGGUUUAUUUCAUUUAGCCUAAUGUCCUCAGCAUCCAUCCAGGUUGUAGCUUGUGAUAAGACACUUGUAUUUUAAGGUUGAAUCCUAUUCUAUCACCUAUGUACCACAUUUUGUCUAUCCAUUCAUCCUUCAGUGGACAUUGGGUUGUUUCCACUGCUUAUCUAAUCUGAGUAUGCUACUGUGAACAUGGGCAUAUGGAUAACCCUCCAGGGACCCUGCUUUCUAUUCUUUUGGAUCUAUAUUCCAGAAGUGGGAUUGCUGCAUCAUAUAGUAGUAAUAUUUUUUAAUUUUUUGAGGAAACGCCAUACUGUUUUCCGUAGCAGUUAGACCACUUCACAAUCCCACCAACAUCCACAAAUUCCUCCAGCUCCAUAUUGGGCAUCGCCAUUCUCUGUGGUUACUUCACUUCUCUGGCCUGUCUGAUGGAAAGUUAUUUCAAUGACACUUGAUAUUUGAAAGGCUCUGGGCUCUGACAUGCUCAAAGUUUGUUUUAUGCUCAUCUGAACUAGUCUUUCUGUUCUGUGAACUGAGUGAUCUGGGACGCCCAUGUGCGUGAGCCCCCUCCCACCUCUGCCUUCUCCCUUCCCUCAGCCCUAGGGUGCUAGUGGUCUGGGAGGUCUGGUCCUCUAUCACUGUGAUGGUGAAGAGCUCAAAUCAGGAUUCUCCAGGCUCUGGGUCCCUGGGGUGAGUUGAAAGGGUAUGUAGCGUGCUAGAGACGGAGAUGCAUGGACUAGGUGCUUAGCAGAGUUGUACCAAGGGACUUGAAGACAUCCUGUCUUCACAAAUUCAGCAUGACCCCUAACCUGUGAUAUCACUGAGCUCCUUUUAUUUCUUUAUUUCUUUAUUGAGGAAUGUGCACACAUAAUGCAGAUAAUUAUUUUUAGUCCUGAGGAUUAGAAAAUUUCAGGGUAUAUUCACAUUACCUGAUGAUGGAAAUAAAUAUCAGUGUUAUUUUCAUGUGUUUUUUUUUUAAAGAGACAUGCUUAUUUACCACUGAAGUAAUCUGAACUGAAUAAUUAACUUUAAAAUGUUAUAUUGGACAGUAUCAGUGUUUGUGUUUGUAUUUGGGCCAAGGGUUAUUUGUGUGUGUGCUGCUGUUUUUUUCCCACUGUUUGAUGUAUUAUGUAUGGGUUGGGGGUGUGGUAUGUGUGUUGGGGAAGGUGUGAGUUUUGCCUUGCUUGGAAUUGCUUUUUAUUUUGUAAGUUGUCUGUGACCUCGUGUAUUGUAAAUACCAAUGCUACCACACCCUUGCAAGUGUGAAAUAAAACUAUGGCUCUUCAGUAUUCUGUUCCAGUGCC